This is a messenger RNA of Trichechus manatus latirostris (Florida manatee), 5249 nucleotides long. RefSeq names its product transient receptor potential cation channel subfamily M member 1 (gene TRPM1). Gene Ontology annotation, biological process: monoatomic cation transmembrane transport; protein tetramerization; metal ion transport. Gene Ontology annotation, molecular function: calcium channel activity. Bases 295 to 4911 code for a protein of 1538 amino acids. Gene Ontology annotation, cellular component: plasma membrane. NCBI's taxonomy places the organism in Eukaryota, Metazoa, Chordata, Mammalia, Sirenia, Trichechidae. The transcript has 26 exons. The record is from RefSeq and is a predicted model, not a curated record.
UUCCACUUCUUUCUCUUCCAGGGUCAGAAAUCUUGGAUCGAGAGAACUUUUUGCAAGCGGGAAUGUAUCUGUGUAAUUCCCAGCGCUAAAGACCCAAACAGGUGUUGCUGUGGCCAGCUCACCAACCAGCAUAUUCCUCCUCUGCCAAGUUUAACCCCCAGCAAAAAUGGAGACGAAAAUAAACAGGUGGAGACUCAGCCCGAAAAAUGGUCUGUCACCAAACACACCCAGAGCUACCCAACCGACUCAUAUGGGACUCUUGAAUUCCAGGGCGGCGGGUACUCCAAUAAAGCCAUGUAUAUCCGCGUAUCCUAUGACACCAAACCAGAUUCGCUGCUUCAUCUCAUGGUGAAAGACUGGCAGCUGGAACUCCCCAAGCUCCUAAUAUCUGUGCAUGGAGGCCUCCAGAACUUUGAGAUGCAGCCCAAGCUGAAGCAGGUCUUUGGGAAAGGCCUAAUCAAGGCGGCCAUGACCACUGGGGCCUGGAUUUUCACUGGGGGAGUCAGCACUGGUGUCAUCAGCCAUGUCGGGGAUGCCUUGAAAGACCACUCCUCCAAGUCCCGAGGCCGAGUCUGUGCUAUAGGGAUUGCUCCAUGGGGCAUCGUGGAGAAUAAGGAAGACUUGGUCAGAAGGGAUGUCACCAGAGUGUACCAGACCAUGUCCAACCCUCUGAGCAAGCUCUCUGUGCUCAACAGCUCACACACUCAUUUCAUCUUGGCCGACAAUGGCACUCUGGGCAAGUAUGGCGCCGAGGUGAAGCUGCGCAGGCAGCUGGAAAAGCACAUCUCCCUGCAGAAGAUCAACACAAGACUGGGGCAGGGUGUGCCCGUCGUGGGCCUCGUGGUUGAAGGGGGCCCUAACGUGGUUUCCAUUGUCCUGGAAUAUCUCCGAGAAGACCCUCCGGUCCCCGUGGUGGUUUGCGACGGCAGUGGACGUGCCUCGGACAUUCUGUCUUUUGCGCACAAGUACUGUGAAGAAGGAGGGAUAAUAAAUGAAUCCCUCAGGGAUCAGCUUCUAGUUACCAUUCAGAAAACAUUUAAUUACAGCAAGACACAGUCGCAUCAGCUGUUUGCAAUUAUAAUGGAGUGCAUGAAAAAGAAAGAGCUCGUCACCGUGUUUCGGAUGGGUUCCGAGGGCCAGCAAGACAUCGAGAUGGCCAUUUUGACAGCCCUGCUGAAAGGAACAAAUGCAUCGGCUCCAGACCAGCUGAGUUUGGCCCUGGCUUGGAACCGCGUGGACAUAGCACGAAGCCAGAUCUUCGUCUUUGGGCCCCACUGGCCGCCCCUGGGAAGCCUGGCACCCGCAACAGAUAGCAAGGCCACAGAGAAGGAGAAGAAGCCACCCACGACAACCACCAAGGGUGGCAGAGGAAAAGGAAAAGGCAAAAAGAAAGGGAAAGGGAAAGAGGAAGUGGAGGAAGAAACAGACCCCCGGAAGAUAGAGCUACUGAACUGGGUGAAUGCUUUGGAGCAAGCGAUGCUGGAUGCUCUAGUGUUAGACCGUGUGGACUUCGUGAAGCUUCUGAUUGAAAACGGAGUGAACAUGCAGCACUUCCUCACCAUCCCAAGGCUGGAAGAGCUCUAUAACACAAGACUGGGCCCACCAAACACACUUCAUCUGCUGGUGAGAGAUGUCAAAAAGGGAAACCUUCCACCUGAUUACCACAUCAGCCUCAUCGACAUAGGGCUUGUGCUCGAGUACCUCAUGGGAGGAGCCUACCGCUGCAACUACACUAGGAAAAGUUUUCGGACCCUUUACAACAAUUUGUUUGGACCAAAAAGGCCCAAAGCUCUUAAACUUCUGGGAAUGGAAGAUGAUGAACCUCCAGCCAAAGGGAAGAAAAAGAAAAAGAAGAAAAAAGAGGAAGAGAUCGACAUCGACUUGGAUGACCCCGCUGUGAGCCGUUUCCAGUACCCCUUCCAUGAGCUGAUGGUGUGGGCGGUGCUGAUGAAACGCCAGAAGAUGGCGGUCUUCCUCUGGCAGCGAGGAGAGGAGAGCAUGGCCAAGGCCCUCGUGGCCUGCAAACUUUACAAAUCCAUGGCCCACGAGUCCUCUGAGAGUGAGCUGGUGGAUGACAUCUCCCAGGACUUGGACAACAAUUCAAAAGACUUCGGCCAGCUUGCUAUGGAGUUGUUGGACCAGUCCUAUAAGCAUGAUGAGCAGAUUGCCAUGAAACUUCUGACUUACGAGCUGAAAAACUGGAGCAACUCAACCUGCCUCAAACUGGCUGUCGCAGCCAAACACCGAGACUUCAUAGCCCACACCUGCAGCCAGAUGCUGUUGACUGAUAUGUGGAUGGGAAGGCUGCGGAUGAGGAAAAACCCCGGUCUGAAGGUUAUAAUAGGGAUUCUUCUUCCCCCCACCAUCUUGUUUUUGGAAUUUCGCACUUGUGAUGACUUCUCAUAUCAAACGUCCAAGGAAAACGAAGACAGCAAAGAAAAGGAAGAGGAGAACGUGGAUGCAAAUGCAGAUGCUGGUUCAAGGAAAGGGGACGAGGAGAAUGAGCACAAAAAGCAAAGAAGUAUUCCCAUUGGAGCAAAGAUCUGUGAAUUCUAUAACGCGCCCAUUGUCAAGUUCUGGUUUUACACAAUCUCGUACUUGGGCUAUCUCCUGCUGUUUAAUUAUGUCAUCCUGGUGCGGAUGGACCGCUGGCCCUCGAUGCAGGAGUGGGUUGUCAUCUCCUACAUUGUGAGCCUGGCCCUGGAGAAAAUCCGAGAGAUCCUCAUGUCAGAACCAGGCAAACUCAGCCAGAAGGUAAAAGUUUGGCUUCAGGAGUACUGGAACAUCACUGACCUGGUGGCCAUCUCUAUGUUCAUGAUUGGAGCGAUCCUUCGCCUACAGAAUCAGCCGUACAUGGGCUAUGGCCGAGUGAUCUACUGUGUGGACAUUAUCUUCUGGUACAUCCGAGUCCUGGACAUCUUUGGUGUCAACAAGUACCUGGGGCCCUACGUGAUGAUGAUCGGAAAGAUGAUGAUCGACAUGCUGUAUUUUGUGGUCAUCAUGCUGGUCGUGCUGAUGAGUUUUGGAGUAGCCCGACAAGCUAUUCUGCACCCAGAUGAGGAGCCUUCUUGGAGACUGGCCCGAAACAUCUUCUACAUGCCCUACUGGAUGAUCUACGGAGAGGUGUUUGCAGACCAGAUAGACCUCUAUGCCAUGGAAAUUAAUCCUCCUUGUGGUGAAAACCUGUAUGAUGAGGACGGCAAGCGGCUCCCGCCCUGUAUCCCAGGUGCCUGGCUCACACCCGCCAUCAUGGCAUGCUACCUGCUAGUGGCCAACAUCCUGCUGGUGAACCUGCUAAUCGCUGUCUUCAACAAUACCUUCUUUGAAGUAAAGUCAAUAUCCAACCAAGUGUGGAAAUUCCAGCGGUACCAGCUGAUUAUGACAUUUCAUGACCGGCCAGUCUUACCACCACCGAUGAUCAUUCUAAGCCACAUCUACAUCAUCAUUAUGCGUCUUAGUGGUCACUGCAGGAAAAAAAGAGAAGCGGACCAAGACGAACGAGAUCAUGGACUGAAGCUGUUUCUGAGCGACGAGGAGCUGAAGCGGCUGCACGAGUUCGAGGAGCAGUGCGUGCAGGAGCACUUCCAGGAGAAGGAGGACGAGCAGCAGUCGUCCAGCGACGAGCGCGUCCGCAUCACGUGCGAGAGAGUUGAAAAUAUGUCAAUGAGACUGGAAGAAAUCAAUGAAAGAGAAAACUUUAUGAAAGCUUCUCUACAGACAGUUGACCUUCGACUUUCUCAACUAGAAGAAUUCUCUAGCAGAAUGGUGAAUGCGCUUGAAAAUCUUGCAGGAAUUGACAAGUCUGACCUGAUACAGACUCGGUCUCGAGCUUCUUCUGAAUGCGAUGUAACUUAUCUUCUAAGGCAAAGCAGCGUCAACAGCGCUGAUGGCUACAGCAUGUACAGAUACCAUUUUAAUGGAGAAGAGUUACUGCAUGAGGAUGCCUGUCUCUCCAUGUCACCAGGGGCAGGAUUAAGGAAAAAAACCUGCUCUUUCCGUAUGAAGGAAGAGAAAGACACAAAAAUGCACCUGGUACCCGAGCAUCAGGGCAGCCUCUACCCACUACCUAGCAGAAGCCCAGCAGCAAUACCAGAAUGCAGCAGACCUGCCUCAGACAGCUUAAAGGACCCAUCAGAGCCAAAAUUAGGUCCAGACAUUGGGAUUUCAACCGAAGAUGAUGGAAGGCAGGCAGACUCUAAAAGCGAAGAAACUAUUUCCCCAGAUUUAAAUCAAACAUAUGUUAUGCAUGGACAGAAGAAAUCAGAUUUUCAAAACACUCAGCUAACAGUGGAAACUACAAAGGUACAAGGCACUGUUUUCUGUCCCUUACAAGAAACAAAAAUUACCCGCUAUUACCCUGAUGAAACUUUCAACACUUACAAGACAAUGAAGUCCAGAAGCUUUGUAUAUUCUCGUGGAAGGAAGCUGGUCAGUGGGGUUAACAACUGCAGUGCAGAAUACAGUUCAGUGUUGGACCAGGCAGGCCCUUCCACAGUACAACAAUGGACAACAGAAUUGAAAUGCCAAGUUCAAAAGAUUACACGUUCUCGCAGUACAGAUAUUCCUUCCAUUGUGUCUGAAGCUGCAGUGCAAGCCGAGCAGUUUGCAGAUACCAAAGAUGAAGACUCUAUUUCUGGAAGCGUCCCUCAAAUCUCUUGUUUAUCCCUAGCUGCUACUGACAGAACUGAAAAAGAAGAUUUACUGUCUGUGAAACCAGAUCAAGCUUUCGGAUUUCCAUCUAUAAGGUCAAAAAGUUUGCACGGCCAUCCUAGCAAUGCUAAAUCCCUUCAGGGUAGAUUAGACAGAUCCGGACAUGCCAGCAGUGCAAGUAACUUAGUAGCUGUGUCUGGGAUUACAACAGAGGGACAAAAAGCUAAGCAAGAGAAAACAGCCACAGAAACGGAAUGCUAAUGUGCUUUGCUUCUUCGAUUUUUAAAUCAGAACUACUAAGAGGCUAUUUUGGCCAUUUCAACAGCAUAAAUCUCUGAAAAUAUUUUCAUUAAAAGUUUUUGAUACUUUGAACCUAUUAAUUUAAAAUGUAAUGCACUAAACUUAAAGUAAUAUUUUGUUAGCCUAUGUUAGUAAACUCAGUGUUUUAGUUGGAAUAGGGUCAAAUAAAAGUGACAAUAAUCCGACCAAGAUAAAUCAAUACAUAGAUUCUACAAUCUCCUUACUUCUAGGGCCACCAAGUAGCCUAAGAAAUGCCAUUGGGUGCCAUCACCAAUAGGUCACUUAAGGAGUAAGUAACU